Molecule: messenger RNA, 829 nt
Organism: Aureobasidium pullulans EXF-150
Lineage: Eukaryota; Fungi; Ascomycota; Dothideomycetes; Dothideales; Saccotheciaceae
Exons: 1
Coding region: 105-374 (89 amino acids)
Source: RefSeq, a predicted model, not a curated record
CCUCGCUCAAACAAUCGCAAUCAAAGCUUCCACACCGAGAGGGGCCUUCGCGCCUCUUUCUCCUCCAUCACAUACAGCUUUGGGAGAAAGUCCCCGGACACGCCAUGGGUUUUUCUCGUGGCAUGCGGAAACGCGCCGCCAUAGAUGCAAGCACACCUGCGGCUUACUCGCCUGCCCUAUCCUCUCACAACCGGAGAUCGUCCCCAUUGCCGUCUGCACUCCGCAUGUGCGCUGUUGGCUCUCUUGCUGGUCUCUCGCUCGGUCGCCUCGCCUGCAAAGGGGAUGAGGAUAUGAGUCCGUGGCCGAGCACCGGGGGCUGGCUCUGGGGGUCUUCUGGCCUGCGUGAGGAGGAGGCGGUGGGUUCGUCUUGGUAAUCUCGCGGUCUUUGGGCUGUGGGGUUCAGGUUGGGCAUCUGGCAUCUUCUUCGUCGAGGUCGAAAGAUAUGCGAUUGCCCUCUCUUCUCUGAGGGGGUAACUCGAUGGGGCUUAUUCUUGAUGCGAGGGGUUCACCACAAACUCUUUUUUUUCGGAUCUGCUUGGGUGCUUUGCGCAUUCACUGCGCUCUGCUUCACGCCAUUGCUCGGUCAAACGGGCCAGAUUCCUUUACACAACUUCCCCUUCCCACACACAAAUCGUUCUAUAUGAUGAUGAAAAGGUAUAGAGUCAAGCACUGAGAUUUCCACUUCGGUACCCUUCAUUGGGGCUGAGGCUGGUCCAUUGAUGCUACAUUUCCUACGACGGUAUCUGACAGAACGAUUUGAUGUACACCCUUUUUAUAUAUAGCAAGAUGAGAAAAUUGAGAAAUGAAAAAAAUGAUCUUGCACAUUCGA